Cyphellophora europaea CBS 101466 is the source of this 2637-nucleotide messenger RNA. RefSeq lists its product as uncharacterized. The transcript is spliced from 2 exons. Gene Ontology annotation, cellular component: cytoplasm. NCBI's taxonomy places the organism in Eukaryota, Fungi, Ascomycota, Eurotiomycetes, Chaetothyriales, Cyphellophoraceae. Gene Ontology annotation, molecular function: calcium-dependent phospholipid binding; calcium ion binding. The record is from RefSeq and is a predicted model, not a curated record. The coding region runs from base 1 to 2637 and encodes 878 amino acids.
AUGUCGUCCAUGCUGUCAGUGCGUGAUGAUCGUCGGAGCAGGUCGAAAUCUCCGAGUGGACGAGAUAGGGACCGAUCCCGCUCGCGCUCGCGUGACGCCCGCGCUCCGUCUCCGGCGAGACCGGAGCGCAGAUCCAAUAAAUACUCGGAGAGCGAGAGCGAGGAAUCAGAGGACGAAGACGAUCGAAGGCGUCGAAAGAGCAAGUCGAGCAGGCGCUAUGAAGACGAGGACGACGAUCGACGUCGGGGUGGCCGAAAGAGCUCGAAAAAAUACUCUGAUGAAGAUGUCGGAGAUGGUGAUCGGUACAAGCCUUCGAAGACGUCCAAGUCGUACAGGAGAGAACCCUCGCCAUCAGACGAUGAUAGAAAGUAUGACAAGCGGAGAGAAAAAAAGCGGACGGAUGGUUCGGACGAAGAGCGUCGCAGGAAGGAAAAAUCAAGGAGGAAGCAGGCGUAUGAAAGUGAUUCGACCGAGUCCGACGAUGUAGAUAAGUCCAGGACGAGGCGUGAUAGAAAGGAAGCAGAGCGGGCUCUGAAUGGUCACGCACCUCCUGGGGCAUAUGGGUACCCUCCUGGAUACCCUCCUGGAUACCCUCCUGGCUAUCAUCCAGCUCAAAAUGGCUACCAGGAUGCAAGGCACAUGAGCUAUGUUUCCGGUGAUCCUCGAUUUGCUCCUCCACAAGGCCAAUACCUUCCUCAGCCUGCAGCACCGCAGCGGCCAGGAUCAUUCAGUGGGCCACCACCCAGCUCUCGAUACGAGCCGCCAGAUCAAUUUCAACAUGCUCCGCCCGAGUCUAUCCCUGUCAACUAUCGGCGCAACGACCCACGCGAAAAUGGAAAGCAGUACGUGAAGACGUACGAUGCCAAUGGCCAGGCCCAAAUGAUGGAAAUCAAACCAUCAGACGGGGACCGUGACCGCCGGAAGCCAUCCAAGGACCGGCGAUACGAUGAUGAUGAUGAUGAUGAUUCCGAUGAAGAUGACAGAAAGGACAAACGAUAUAACGGUGACCGCCAUGAGCGGAAGGAAGAUCGCAGAGACGAGAGACGAGACGAUCGUAGGGAGGAGCGUCGCGAGCGAAGGCGUGACGAAGAUCCUCGAGACAAGCGGCAGAAAGACUACCACAAUGACAGGUAUGGCCCACCACCAGAAGAAAGCACCACAAAGAAGCUCGGGAAGCUUGCGAUCGGAGGCGCUACCGGUGCUGCCACUCUUGGUGUGGCCCAGCACGCCAUGGGAGGCGAUGGCAAGCCGCCUGCAUCACCCCUGCUCGAAGCGUACAAGGGUACCUAUCAGUCUAUGUCGCCUAUGCCGUCUGCCCUUGUGCUGAGCAAGCACAAGGAUGAUUCAGAUCUUUCCGACUUCGACCUGGAGGGGGCGUCGGAUGAUGACAUUGACCCACGAGAUCCCAACGCUGACCUGAAGCGUAAGAUCAAGAAGCUCGAGCAGGAGAAGGAACGGUCAAAGGGAAGCAGCCGAGGAAAGGGCGAGGGCAAAGAUCGCGACAGAGCCAAGGAGACGAAUCCGCGGUCUUCCAGGGAAGAUGACAUUCAAUAUCAGACGAUAGCCCCACGAGACAGGGCCGAUUCGAAUGUUUCCGAUAUCUCCUCCAUGAUGGUAUCUCCUAACAGUGUGAGAAAGAAGCGAGUCACCUUCUACGAUGCCGAUGACGAUGCAAAGCGUAUUGCGGCUGCAUUGGAAGGCACCCAGCGUCCCCCCAAAGUCAAACCACUGAUCCAGAUCCUCCCUUACCUCUCUGAUGACGAUAUCAUGGCGCUUCGUCUCUCUUACAAGAGCGUGGCUAAAGUCGGUGGGCAAGGCAUCAAUAUCGCCAAACAUAUCAAGAUGCGCGUGCCCGGCAAUCUAGGCAAAGCUUGCUAUGCCACCGCCCUCGGCCGCUGGGAAUCAGAAGCCUACUGGGCUAACAGCUGGUACCAGGGUGGUGCCACGCGGCGAGAGCUCCUCAUUGAGUCCUUGAUGGGACGCACGAAUAGCGAUAUCCGCGAAAUCAAGAACUGCUUCAAGGAUAAGCGUUAUGCUGACGACUUGGAGCGCUGCAUGAAGGCCGAACUGAAGGCCGAUAAGUUCCGCACCGCGAUUCUACUGGCGCUGGAGGAACGAAGGAUGCCGGAGCAGACGCCCCUCGAUUCGAGGCUCGUGAUGGCGGACUGUAAGGACUUGUAUCGCGCCUUGGCGUCGCCUGGUGGCGAGACAGCCAUGAUCGAGAUCAUCGUGGUGCGCAGCGACGCGCAUUUGCGCGAGGUGCUGCGCGCGUUUGAGAAGGCGUACGAAGUGAAUUUCGCGCGCGCCAUGAUCGAGAAAUCCCGCAACCUGGUGGGUGAAACGCUGGCGCACGUGCUGAAUGGCGCGCUGAACCGGCCGAUGCGUGAUGCGUUGCUGCUGCAUCAGGCUAUUGCGGAGACGGCGCCGGGGAAGGAGCGGGCGGAAUUGCUGAUCUCGAGACUGGUGCGGCUGCAUUGGGAGCCAAAGCACUUGGAAAAGGUGAAGGCGCAGUAUGAGACUCGGUACAGGCGGAGCGUGGAAGCUGCGAUCAAGAAGGAGGUGCUUGCAGGCAUGAAGACCGAGGAGGGUAGGCAGUGGACUGAGUUCUGUAUUGAGUUGGUAAGGAGCAGCGUUUAG